Molecule: messenger RNA, 6510 nt
Organism: Dreissena polymorpha
Lineage: Eukaryota; Metazoa; Mollusca; Bivalvia; Myida; Dreissenidae
Product: protein kinase C delta type-like
Biological process (GO): protein phosphorylation
Molecular function (GO): diacylglycerol-dependent serine/threonine kinase activity; ATP binding
Source: RefSeq, a predicted model, not a curated record
UAUGGGACACUGCAUUUGAGUAAGAUUGCUGUUAUCUUAAAUACCAGUAUGGGUACAUUGUUAUAUCUACAAGGAGCAUCUUGAGUAACAGGUUGUCAUUACUAUGAAAUUAAUCUAUUCUGUGCCAUCUACUGAGAUUCUGACUGUGUUUGUGGUAACCCCACCAUGGAACUUCAAGCCUUCCUGUGACAUUUCCACCGAAACUUGAGAAAGAAACUUAACCUUUCUGGAAUUGUCAGCAGGAAUAUUAAAGAUCUUUGACAAAAUUGCUGGGUAAAGAUUGGUAAAGACAUCACAGCAUAAAGGUGGAACAAAAGGUUUGGAAUACGUGGGAAGUGGGAAUAGGUCAAUGAGUGCAGAAAAGAUGCCGUCAGUAGGGUUUAUACGAGUGAAGCUGCUACAGGUCGAGCGUGGCAGCUCAAUGGACAGCAAGUCGGAGGUGUUCGAUCCAUACAUCGCAAUAAACGUGAAGGAAGCAAUCAAUACUCCAGGUCGAGGCAUUCAGCUUGUGCAAAGAAAGAAGACCAUCUAUCCAGAAUGGAACACAUGCUUCGAUGCUCACUUAUACGACGGACGUGUGAUCCAGAUGAUUGCUAUGGAGCGACCCAAUCGUUUCCUAGCAGAGGCCACUGUUAGCGCCAAGGCUCUAGCUGAAAAAUGCUCAGAUUCCUCAAUUGUCACUGCUUGGCUGGAUUUGAAGCCCUCAGGUAGACUACAGUGCCAGAUUCGGUAUUUUACAGAAAAUGAAGCGGAAGAAGCAGACCAAUUUAAAGAUGAAGUUAUGAGAUCAAAGAAAGGGAGUAGAGAUAGAGAAGUGCAAAAACAAAUCAAUGAGGAAAACCUUGAAAGUGAAAAAGGUGGAGGCAUCACACGCAGACGUGGUGCAAUCAAGCAACAGAAGGUUCAUGAGGUCAAAGGUCACCAGUUCAUCGCAAAGUUCUUCCGGCAGCCAACAUUUUGCUCAUUUUGUAACGAUUUCUGUUGGGGUUUGAACAAGCAGGGAUAUCAAUGCAAAGUGUGCAACUGUGCAGUUCACAAGAAAUGUCAUUCCCAGAUCCUUGGACUGUGUCCUGGCAGUGCCAAAGACAGCAGGGAAACCAAGAUGCUGACAGAGAGAUUCAAGAUCGAUGUGCAGCACAGAUUUAAAAUGAACAACUACAUGUCCCCUACAUUCUGUGACCACUGUGGCACGUUGUUGUAUGGUCUCUUCAGACAAGGACUGAAAUGUCAAGUGUGUGGUGUGAACUGCCACAAGAAGUGUGAGAAGUUCAUGCCCAACCUGUGCGGUGUCAAUCAGAAGCUGUUUGCUGAAGUCCUAUCUCAGGUGAAGAAGACAGGGGACGAACGCAGGCCUUCCAUUUCACCUGAAAAAGGGAAGGGCAAUGAGAAUGGCCAGUCUGACGACGAGGGUUAUGAGCAGGUAUGGGAGAGGGAGAACCGAGACAAGCCUCCCCCACCCGCACCCAAGAAGAAGUACGCACCUGAACAGUUCAACAUGCUCAAAGUACUGGGCAAGGGCAGCUUUGGAAAGGUUUUACUUGCGGAGCUGAAGGGCACAAACACGUUCUAUGCAGUGAAAGUGCUGAAGAAAGACGUAGUGAUGGAAGAUGAUGACAUCGAGUGCACUAUGAUUGAAAAGCGUGUGCUGGCGCUAGGAGUGAAACAUCCUUACCUGACCCACCUCCACAGCACUUUUCAGACAGCGAGCCAUCUGUACUUUGUGAUGGAGUAUUUAAACGGUGGUGACCUGAUGUUUCAUAUUCAGCAGUCGGGCAAGUUUGAUAUGCCAAGAGCUCAUUAUUUUAUUUGAGUUCUUAGUGAAAUAAAUGGGGCGUUGUUUGAGUUUUGUCUAUGUGAAUGUAAAUCUAAAGUAGAUGAGGUUCCAUUUUGGAUUCUAUCAAAAGCAUUGGUAUCUAUUGUUGUAUCUAUCCAGAAAAGUGAUAAGGGUUUCAUUUGAGUUCUACCUAAGUUAAUGAAGCUUAAUUUAUUUCAGUUGUAUUUUAAGUGAAUGUGGAUUUAUUCUGAGUGAAUAUGAAUUCAUUCUGAUUGUUAGGGAAGUUUUUAAAAAAUGGUUCAGAAUUCCAUUGGAUGCUUUUUUGUUGCAGGUUAUUCAUCCUGUUUAAGAAUGUAAUUAAGAUUUUUUUAAUCAUGCAUUAAAUUGUAAUUAUAACAAAUUAAUUAAGGUUGUCAAAUAUUUUUGCAAUGCUCAUUUGAUAUCCUUUGAUACAAUCAUGUUUGGUAUACUAAAUUUGACUUGAAUUAAGUUAAAUGUAUAGUGUUUCAUUGGCAUUUGAUAUUGUGUUGUUAAAAUGUAUGACUUUUACAUUAAUAGUAGUUCACCAUGUAAUAGCUGUGUAAUUUUUUAUGAUGAAGUUUAUCACAACAUUAUAAGAAAUGAAUAUAAAUUCUCAUUAUAUUGUUUAAUAACAAUAACAACAAGAAGAAGAAUAUUAAUAAUAAUAAUAAUACUCCUUUUCUUAAAACUUACGUAAUAGUCUUCCUGUAAAUAUUAUAUUGUUAUAGUUUUUCCUGUGACUAUAAUAAUGUAAGCUAGCUUUUUUUAUAACAAAAUAGCUUUGGCUCUUACAUAUGAUUUUUCAUCUUAUGUUUUUGUCCCCUACCGGUGAAACCAGAUGUCUGUCACACUUUUCUGGAUCCUGCGAUAACUUUAAAAGUUCUUCAUAUUUUAUCAUGAAACUUGAAACAUGGAUAGAUGGCAAUAUGGAGAUUAUGCACGCCAUUUCAUUUUAUUCAUACAUCAAGAAUUCUCGUUGCUAUGGCAACAAAAAAGAUACUGACAAUGGUGGAGUCUCACCGGUAGGGAACUAUAUUACUUGGCAAUCUCUUGUUUCUAAAUUUUAAAAAAUCUGCUUUACAUUCACAGAUUUUAGUUAAGUUUUGUAAACUAAGUUUUGUAAACUAAGUUUUGUAAACUAAGUUUUGUAAAUAGAUGAGGUAUUUUCACAGGAGCUUAGACUUUCUACUGAUCUCUAGAAUGUCUCCCAAAAAAUGACCUCACUUCAGUUUUUGUAUUUAACGAAGCCUGAAUAAUCAGUCGAGAUGAAAUACUGAAAUAUGCUUGAAAAUCCACCAAAGAAAAAAUGAAUGUUGAUAAAUGUACAAUUUUGUAGCUCAUUUGUAAGCAAUAAUAUCAACCGGGUAGAUAAGAACCAUUCUUUAUAUUAGCGCAAUGUCAGGUAAUUCCGACAGUCAUCUAAUUUCGACACUUUUCACAAUAUUUAUCAGACUCGUCUUAAAUCAUCAUCAUCCUGUAUGAUUUCGUUGUAAAAUGAGACUUAGUUGGUGUUGUGACGUCACCAGAUAACAUCUCUCUAUCAAACGUCUCGCUGUUUGCAUGUAGAUGAGUCAUUUAAAAUACGUUCAUUGUAUUACCUAGCGAAUUUUUAUAGCGUUAUGAGCUUCGCUAAGGGAGGUUACAUAAUUGUCAAUUACGUCCCUUUAGGAUUUCGCUGUAUUUCUGGUAUUUGUACAAGUUCUAGUAUGAAAUUUGUUUCACUUGACAUUGUAUUUGUGUUUGAAUGGUGCCAAGCGUUUUUAGAACUAUGAUUUGUGGGGUGUCGAAAUUAUCCUCCGAUUUUAUACGAUGGGUAAUUCCGACACUCCAAAUGUUUUCAAGCAUUCCCAGUGCAUAAGGAAAGAUAGAUUCGUUAAAUAGAAUUACUCUUCAAAUGGUUGACGCAGCUUAUUGAGUACUAUAUUUAGCUCUCUCUAUAUUUGUCAAGCAGAUUAUAUAAAAUUAGAGCUAUUUAAAGAUUUUGAACGUUAUUGAUCAAUGAAAUUGUUGUUUUUUUUCUUAAUUAUAUCGUUAAUUGGAUCACCUGUGAUCACCGCUGAUGCUGCGCAACCACCGUAAACAUCUGUCUGCGAGGGUCAUUCACACGUUUUAAAUGUACAUGUACAAAAGAAAAUCACAUACUACAUGAAGAUAUUAUAUGUAUGUGCACAUGUAUGCGGACUUAAAUUUGUACAGUACAUAACGUCCGAAACGUAAAUAAAGCGUAUAGUGAUCAAUACUAUUAACUCUUAAUGGCAAUGCCAAAUAUUUCGCGAGAUAUUUCAACUUUAGUUGAAAUUCACAACGAAACUUUUAAUGGAAAUCAAUGAUCUCAAUGUUGUACCCGCUACGAAUUUUUUAUUUACAAAUAAAUACAGCCACGCCAAUGUUCGCGCGCUUUUUAUCAGGACAAAGAAAUUCAUUCAUUUCAUCUAGAAGUUGUAACCGAAAAAAACUGUACUCGGGCGUGCAAACCCUGUAAGGUGAUUUUAGCAUGUUCGAAUACAACUGUUUUGAUUGGGCGCUUAUUUCAUCAAAUCUUUAAAUAGAAUCAUAUGCCGAAAUUCAUUUGAUACUUUCUAAAAUUGCGACCGUUUAUGUUUAUGGCAUUCUUGAGCACUCUUAUUGUCUAUGUUACCCUCACAUAAUUUGCUUUAAAAACGGAAAUCGGGCGUAUAUGGGAUUAUCGAGUAAUGGAUAAAAAUGGGAGAAGUUGCAUGUAUGCGAUAGAUUCAGUUGAGACAUAUGUAUCGGGGGUGUUUUAUUGUCGCCAAUAUAUUUUAAAUACUUAUCACAUCCUUUCGAUCAGCAUGUAUAUAAAAAUAGACUUUAUUUAUUCAUUAUCACUUUUAGAUGAAAGGGUUCAAUUCAAUACGUUAUUUUUCAAAUAUUUUAUUUUUAGCGAACACGAUGAACACCGCGGUAGAUAUUAUGGGUCCGCGGUGAUUCGGGGUGUUUGUCUAUGGCAAACGGCCCCCGCGACAUUUGAUCUGAGCACCCAUCGCGGGGUUCAUAUUGGUAAGCUAACAGUGAGAUGAACACUGCGGCAAGUGGCGUUUGUUUAAGUACACGGUGUCUGUACUGUAUAUUGAGUCAAGUGGGAGCACAAUACGAACUCUAAAUGCAAAUUGUUUAUAAUUCUCUGAUUUGCAAUUAACAAUAGUAUAAUCCGAUUUAUUUAAGCUCCAUAGCAUGGAAAGCCUACGACUUAUUGAGACACUCUCUCCUUGUCGCUAGGCGGACACCACAUCCACUAAACCACCGCAACCUAAUUAACACUAGACAUUAAAGAGAUCGUGAAAUUCUAUUAAUUGAGAGAUGCAAUGUAAAUAACUGAUAAAAACAGUUGUGGAAAAUUAAUACAAAGACAAGUGUCGAAAUAAGCCGCUGUCGAAAUUAGCCGAUUACUGUCGAAAUUACACUCCACCGCAUUUAGUUAAAUCGCUUGAAGUUUUGAGUUAUGCCGGCAACGAUAAUAACGUUCGUUAGCAAAUAUCAACAAGCCAAAACGGUGUUUUUCAUUAAGUUUGGGCACUUGGUGGGUAAUUUCGACACAUCAGGACUAAAUCAAAUUUUACUCUUAAGGUGUCGAAAUUACCUGACUUUGCUCUACCUUUUAUCAAAUUUUAGCUUUUAUAAUAAAACAUUAAUCAUGUUUUGACAAUUCUGGAAAGUAAUCAUAGCACAAUAUUUGUCUGACAAUAAAAAGUAAAUAUUUGAAGUAUGAAAUCCGAUGAAAUAUUGACUGUAUGGAAUUUGUGAAAAUAUGGCAACUGGUACUUCUUUGCUCUCAAAAAAUGGUUGUGUGUAUGAAACACAUUUUGCCUUUGAUUUAAAAACUGCUCAACCGAUAAUGCUACAUAUUAUAUUUUAUUGACUACGUAUUCCACAUAGAAAGGGUACAAAGUUAACAACAUUAGUUUGUGUCUUCAAAUAAUAUAAAUGUUCUCUUAACAUGAAUUUAAUGUUGGAUUUAUUUUAGGCACUAAACUUUUUUUUAAAGCAAAUUGUGAGAGUCAUUCUUUCAAGUACUGGCAGUAUAUAGUGUAGAUAGAAUGGUUGAUACGUUAAUAUUAGCAAUAUGUAUUUACAAUGCGGCAACACUUACAUUGUAAUUAGUGACUUGUGGCUAUCAUUUUGAUGGGGGAACAACCCGAUAGCUUUCAUUUUGCAAGUAAUAGGCAUUCAGCCAUAGUGUUUGUAAAGAUUUUUCAAAAAUAUUAACAGAAACUUUAGUUGUACAGUUUAGAUUAACAUUCCUUUGUUGAACUUAUUUUUUAUUUUCAUAAAGAUGAGAUUAACAUAAAAAAUGUUGAAAUUGAACCUUAUAGACAAUCAUUUAUUCUUAUUAAAUAUGAUGAUUUCCUCAAUUUUAAGACCAGACCUUUUAAUUCAUGGUAAGUAAAACGUCUAAAGAAAAAAAGGAGUAAGAAUACUUUUUAUUAAACAGAAAAUAAUAUUAUUUACAUUUUAUUACUAUUGUUUAACUUGUGAUAUAUCAAAAGAAUGGAAAAAGUUGAAUAAUAAAUUGUGGCAUGAAAAGUCUGUAGGCAUUGUGUUAUGGGGGUAUGUUAAAGCAAACAUAAAGCAAUCAAGCAUUAACUCAUUUUGCAUAUGUCUGAAAACAUGAAGACUUACCCCCAACAUCCAUAAUAUAGUGGUAAAUGCAUUAAUUCUUUUUCAUAUAAUUGAAAAUAAUUGUCUAAUAUCAUUGU